AUGUCGCCCGAACAAGAUAUCCCCUUGGAGCAGAAGACCUCCAUCCAAAAAGACCAUGACCCCGAUUUAGGAGGCGAGACCGCCAAUGGCGAGACAUGCGAUGUGAUUCUCGAUCCAAAGAAAGAAAAGAAGCUGCUGGCCAAGUUGGAUGCAGCCUUUGUGCCAAUCAUUAUGUUGACCUACCUGUCCUGCUUUCUAGAUAGAUCCAAUAUUGGUAACUAUGAUUCCCCUGGGGAGGUGACGAGAGCUGACGAGGACCCAGGAAAUGUCAAGGUGGCUCAUAUGCCCGAGGAUAUCAAUGCAUCAGACAGCCAAUUCUCCACGGCCGUGUCAAUCUUCUAUGUCACCUAUGUUCUUUUCGAGGCCCCCUGGGCAGUCUUGAUGAAGAAAUUGACUCCGCGAAAUAUCCUGACGGCACUGUGCAUUGUUUGGUCAUUGACCACAAUCUUCACCGGAUUUAUCGAGUCGGUAGGCUCGCUCUAUGCGACUCGCCUCAUCCUGGGUGCUUGUGAGGCGGGACUAUUCCCCUGUCUCAAUCUCUAUUUAACAAUGGUCUAUCGCCGAGAGGAGCAGGCGAAGCGUGUGUCCUACUUGAUGAGCUGUGCUGCCAUUUCGGGCGCUGUGGGCGGUCUGUUGGCCUAUGGACUCCUACACAUGGAUGGCAUUGGAGGCAAAGCUGGAUGGAGAUGGGUCUACAUCAUUGAGGGUCUUUUCAGUGCCCUGUGUGCGAUUCUCAUUUGGUUCGGUCUGCCCAACGACCCUGCAGAGGCCUACUUCCUGACCGAGGAGGAGAGGUGGAUGAUGCGGGUGCGCAAUGAGCAGCGCCGCAAAUAUAUGGGAAGUGGUCAAUUCAGCUGGGAAGAGAUGCGUAUUGCUUUGAGUGAUCCAAAGCUGUUCUUCAGCGGCUUAAUCCAGUUCUGUCAGGAUAUCCUGUUGUACGGGUUCAGUACUUUCCUGCCAACUAUAUUGGGAGGCAUGGGUUAUAGCUCGUUGAUGAGCAAUGUCUUGACUGUGCCUGUAUACAUCUGGGCCGCAUUGAUCUUCGUUGCCAUCGCCUUUUGCUCUGACAGAUAUUCGAAAUUUGCUUCGUACAUCUUCACAGCCAAUAUCUUUGGCAUUAUCGGCUAUAUCCUGCUUCUUACCGUCAAGAACACCGCUGUUCAAUAUUUUGCGACCUUCCUGAUAGGAAUUACUACCUAUACAUCAGUUGGCCUGAACGUGGCUUGGCUAAAUGUCAACAUCGCCCCUCAAUAUCGCCGUGCAUUAGAAAUCGGCUUGCAGCAGACCAUGGGCAACUGUGCUGGCAUCGUGGCUGGCCAGGUCUAUCGCAGCUCGCCAUAUGUAUUAGGGAAUGCCUUUUCUUUGGGUUCUCUCGUUGUCUCCCAGUGUGCCGUGACCGGGUACGCACUAUACCUGAGACGGGAGAACAAGAUGAAAGAACAGAUUCUCUGCGAAGAAAGAGAAGACAAUCGACGAGUUCAAACCGGUGAUGGAGCAGUCGACUUCAAGUAUCUUUAUUAG
Messenger RNA from Penicillium nucicola, 1521 nucleotides. RefSeq lists its product as uncharacterized. The transcript has 3 exons. Gene Ontology annotation, cellular component: membrane. Gene Ontology annotation, biological process: transmembrane transport. NCBI's taxonomy places the organism in Eukaryota, Fungi, Ascomycota, Eurotiomycetes, Eurotiales, Aspergillaceae. The coding region runs from base 1 to 1521 and encodes 506 amino acids. The record is from RefSeq and is a predicted model, not a curated record. Gene Ontology annotation, molecular function: transmembrane transporter activity.